CGACAUCCUGCUUAGUGAUGGAGACGCAUGAUACUUCUGUCUUAGUUCACCACAGAAGAAAGCCUAUUUUUAGGCGCAAAAUCUCACUUGGUAGCCCAUAUUCGGGCCAAACUGCACUGUUCAUGCGUCGCUAAUCGAAGCCGACAGCGAUUCAUCCUUGCACUGUUUUCCCUCCAAGACGCACGAUGAAUAUUCAUGCUUCCAUCCGGGAGAUCUCCACGCGUGAUGAUAAUGAGUGGAAAAUUCUUAAGGUACAACACCACCUACCAGACCUCCAUUCAGGUGGAACAGGACACGGCGCUUUCCGCGAACCGCUCUAAAUUGUAGGUGUCUGCCCCGUGGGUGACUGUAAAUUACUCGCGAGGAGCAAUAAAUUUUUGUAUAAAAACGAAAGGAUUGCCCCGAGAUAGGCACAGUUUUCCUUCGGGGUGUCAUCACUACACACGGUGUUGUUCGGCUUAAAGUUUGGUGAAGUUUAGUCUCUUUGCACGUGGAAAAGAACAAAUUCAAGGACAACCUAAAGUAACGGCUUCUAGCGAUGGCCCCCACCUUUAGCGUGGUGUUCAUACUGUGCUGCGGGCUGCUGCUGCUGCUGAUGGCCGCCACCACUGGCAGCACUGGCACCGUCGAGGCCACCAGCCGCGUCGAGCGAAACUCGACGGAGUCGUUCCGGCGGGUCACGCGGGAUCGGCGCCGCUACUGCGGCAAGGUGCUGACCGAUGCGUUGGCCAUGGUGUGCACCAGCUAUCCUUCGCCGUGGAGGAAGAAGUCGAUGGAACCCUCGUCCACCUCCUCCGACGAGGAAACCUCCGCCGAAAGCACCUACCGCGAGCAGUUGCUCGCCGAAAUCAAGCAGGACCUGGACGAGCUGGAGCAGCUAUCGCCGGAAAUGUUCGCCGAAAAACCGCCCCAACCAUUCCACCCGUUCUACCCACGAUCCUAUCAGGUUCACGCGAACGAAGCACGUGGCGCCCAUCGCCGCGUUCGGCGCCAGAUCGUGGACGAAUGCUGCCGCAAGAGUUGCACCAUGAAAACGCUCAAGCAGUACUGUGCCGAUUAAGGCUUUUGGAAUAAGUUUCUGAGAUUACAGAUUCCCGUGUGAGAUUUCCGGUUGAAAAAAAGUGCCAAAUAAAGUCGAUUUCAGCCUAACUUGAUGA
This is a messenger RNA of Culex quinquefasciatus (southern house mosquito), 1157 nucleotides long. Its product is annotated as probable insulin-like peptide 2. Gene Ontology annotation, cellular component: extracellular region. The coding region runs from base 539 to 1060 and encodes 173 amino acids. The record is from RefSeq and is a predicted model, not a curated record. The transcript is spliced from 3 exons. NCBI's taxonomy places the organism in Eukaryota, Metazoa, Arthropoda, Insecta, Diptera, Culicidae. Gene Ontology annotation, molecular function: hormone activity.